CAGUCGUGCCGUUUAAACUUGAGCAACCAUCACUCGACUCGGGAUCUUUUGCUUUGCCAACUUUCACCUGUUUUAUUUGCGUCUGCGCACUAUUUUUUUCACUUUUCCAUUCUGCUGGUGUUGCAGCAUAACCACUGACAGUUGCUUACCUUUUCCACCGUUGAAACAUGUCGUCCAUCAGCAGUCGCUUUCCAGGACAACGUGAACGUGCAACGUCCACCAUGUCCAACGCGUCGGGCGUCACCCAGCUGAGCAACAUCACCGUGGCCGUCCAAAACGCCAUCUUCCGCUGCCGCAACGUCCCCGCCUUCCAUCCACCCCCACCGGAGCCGGCGGAGAUCCCGGUCCGAGAGAAAGAGACAGUGAAAACGGCUGCCGUUGAGAAAGGCCACACCAGCAGUGUCCAUGCACGCUCCGAUGCUCCCGCGGCUGUUUUCAAAGCCCCUGCUCUGCCGCCGGCGAAAAAACCACCCCCACCAGCGAAAACGAAAGCCCCAUCCCCUCCCGCGAAAAAGAAAGCCCAAUCACCAGUGAAGAAACGCACCCAAGCGUCCUCGCCACCGGCCAAACAACCGCCGACCAAGCGCAAUCCGAUUCGUGGAUGCCGCGCUAAGGCUGCGACGUCGGUGUACAAGGAAGCCUCGCGAUCGCGAUCGCCGUCACCGUCGCCCCGCCAUAAGCGCAAGGCUACUAAAUCGCCGGCAUCCGAUAAGCAGCGUUCCCGUCCAACGCAGAGCGUGGUUUCGACAAACGCAAAACCGGCGGCAUCCACCGUGGCUGCGAAGCCGAGUGCCCGCGUCGUGGCCGUUGAGAAAGCUGUGCUGCCGCCGCCAGCGCCGUUGCGAGAAGUGGAGUCGAGAGUGAGCGAGACACGACCCUUCUCCACGCCCUACAUGAUGACACCACUAGCAGCGUCCACGCCGAUGCCGCCGCCGUUACCACCAUCGCAGCCAACUGUGCGGAAAAUUGUCAACGACGGCCUGCUGCAGUUGAUCGGGAAGGUGCGAACGAUGGCCAAUCUGGAGAAGGAACGCUGUGGACACGGUGUGUCGGCUCAUGGCCAUAUGAAGGAGCAUUACGAGCAGACUGCACAGUGUAUGACGGAGUUGGAAGAGUUCAUCCGCACGGAAAGCCAGUUCAGCCGUAUGGCUUCACCGGCUUCGACUCCGCCGGCAGCUGCGGCGCCCCGAACGGUUACCGCUGCUCGCCAGCCGGCCCUUGUUGCAGCGCCUUCUCUGCCCCGCAGUGCUGAUAUCUUAAUGAAGAAACUGCAGAAUGUCAUGGAUGCCGUUGUCAAUGUGGACGAGAAACGAAUUGCUGAUGCACUGAAAAUGCUGGGAGACAUCCGCAAGAGCGUCAUGGCUGCCGAUAAUCUCCGCAACGAAAAGAUGCAAGAGAUGACCUUGUUGAUGCGGCAGUUGGCUGGAAUUGUCGGUGGCUCGCUCUGAGUAAGACAGUUUUGUGGUAACAGUGGAGAAAAGAGAAUAUUUGUGUUAUUAUAAUUUUUGGUUCUGCGCUUAUCUGUAUUUAUUUGUUUUUAUUUUCUCGCAUCAAUUUCGUGAAGUGAUGCGGAAAAUGUAUGUGCUCGUUGCACCCAACUGGAUCUUUAAUAAUUUUCGGAUUUCGAGUUUUUAUCUUUUGCUGUUAGUUCAGUUUUCGUCAGGCGCGUAAACGGUAAAGGUAUUGGAUACUCUGUACCUGUACAGGCUGUACUUAUCGUACAAUAUUAAUUACAUUUUUUAGCGUUUUUCCAUUGUUAUAAACAUCAGCUGGCAAGA
Messenger RNA from Paramacrobiotus metropolitanus, 1778 nucleotides. Its product is annotated as serine/arginine repetitive matrix protein 1-like. The record is from RefSeq and is a predicted model, not a curated record. Bases 168 to 1448 code for a protein of 426 amino acids. Lineage: Eukaryota; Metazoa; Tardigrada; Eutardigrada; Parachela; Macrobiotidae. The transcript has 4 exons.